CAGUAUCUCAGCGAUUUAGAAAUGACGUCUUUGGUGUCCUGCGCUUGUUUCUUAAUUUCAUUCGCUUGGUUUGUCCCAAGCAAUGCUCUUUAUUUUCAUAUAGGAGAGACUGAGAAAAAAUGUUUUAUUGAGGAAAUACCGGAUGAGACCAUGGUUAUAGGGAAAUACAGGACCCAGCUAUGGGACAAGCAAACCAAUUCUUAUCUCCCGUCAACCCCUGGUUUAGGGAUGCACGUUGAGAUUAAGGAUCCUGAUACCAAGAUCAUUCUGUCCCGUCAGUAUGGUUCAGAUGGACGUUUCACAUUCACUUCCCACACACCAGGCGAACAUCAGAUCUGCUUACACUCCAAUUCCACCAAGAUGGCACUCUUUGCUGGAGGCAAACUGAGAGUACACCUGGACAUUCAAGUUGGAGAGCAUACCAACAACUACCCCGAGAUAGCAGCCAAAGAUAAGUUGACGGAGCUGCAGCUGAGAGUGAGGCAGCUUCUGGACCAGGUAGAGCAGAUCCAGAAGGAGCAGAACUAUCAGCGGUACCGGGAGGAGCGUUUUCGCAUGACCAGUGAGAGCACAAACCAACGUGUUCUCUGGUGGUCCAUUGCUCAGACCUUCAUCCUCAUCAUCACCGGAAUCUGGCAAAUGAGACAUCUCAAGAGCUUCUUUGAGGCCAAGAAGUUGGUGUAGACUCCACGAGAUGCACAGAAAGACAGACAGACAGACAGACAGACAGAUGCUUUUGUUACAUGAGCUGCAGUUUACAGCUUAUGUGAGCUCCACAGCAGAGACAAUUCCCUGGAUCUGGUGCUUGUGCCUGUGUGAUAUCGGGGUCUUUUAUUUUUGGGGCUCUGUAUUUUAUUUCAAAAUGUUCAGUCAGCUCCAGCUCAUAUGUAUGUAACACACUUUUUCACUCACAGACACACAGUAAGGCUCUGACUAACACUGACUGACAGAUUUAUGGACGGGACAGAAUUUAACUUUAUUCUGACUAAUACUGACGUACUGACGAAUUCACAGACUGCACACAGGAAGAAAUGCCUGAUACAGCGAGACAGAGAAUAUUCAAAUGUAGAAUAUCCGUUCUGCUUAUUUAAUAUUUAAUCCCCAGGCUGAAAAGAGAAGGAUGCUGCCUCUGCAGUGAAGACAACAGCAGGCCCUGUAUUGUAAUGUAGCAAGAUUUAACUGGCACCAGUGUGUAAGGGUAUUGCUAUGAACAAUUCAGAUUCAAGCUCGCUUUCACAGUUCUCAUGGUCAAUUGUAGUGGAUUAAGGACCUUGUAAAAAAUAAAAUUUUAGAGCAUUAGUGUAUUAGGAGUUAACUCUCCCUGGGAUGUCGGUUACUUUAUGUUUGCCUCCUUUUUUACCCUCUGAUGGUAGCUAUACUGUGCUUUAUUUGAGAUGUAGGCUGACUUGCAUUUGUGUACGUGACCUGAAUGUUCCAUCAUCAAUAGAGUUUUUAAUAUAAAUUACCAUUUGAAUAGUACUCCUUCCUGCCAUAAUCAACUUCAUUCACCCUAAACCCAGUCCGUUCCCACUGAACCCAGUCCGUUCCCACUGAACCCAGUCCGUUCCCACUGAAUCCAGUCCGUUCCCACUGAACUCAGUCUACUGUGGCAAAAUGCUUGACUCUAUCUUGUCCUACCUUGAUUUUGAGUUUGCAUAGUUUGCAAGGUAUUCUCACAGAGACAUGCAAGAUGAACAUGUUAUUACUGAGUAUGUAACUCAGACAAACCAACCCGUUUGUCUGCUCUGCAUUUCUUCAACACUCUCAUAAGGAAAUGACGUAUUAUUCCCCCUUGUUCUCUAUUCGUUUAAUUGUGAGUUUAACACAGUCUUUGCGGAAGGUGGGGGCUGAGACCGAAGACAUCAGAUACACUCACUGUGUUUUUACAGUCAUUUUAAGAGUUACUGAAGGUUAUAUUUUUCUGUCAACUAGACUGAUUGAAUCAAGGUCAAUAUCUGAAGAUUAACAUGCACAUUUAAAAUCAUGGAUAGAACUGCUGAAAACCCAAACUUGUCCUACAAGUUAUAUUGUUAUCAGAAGUUUUCACACACACACACAUACACACGUGUUAAACAAAGUGUUUGAAAGGGGACCUUCUGUGUUUGAUCAGAAUAUGUCAAUGUCUGUUACUCUUUGCAGAUUUGCUUAGGGACACAAGAGCAGGUCUUUUUUUUCCUCAUCUGUUUAUCUUUCUGACUUAUUUAUUUUUGAGGUGUCUGUGAUUGCGAAGUUUGAGUAGGUUAAUACUGCAGGGGGCUGACCACUGUUUUAUGUUCUCAUUCUCAUCUGGGAAGUUCAUGGUCCUUAUGGCUAUAACCCCAUCUCACUCUACCAGCUAUGAGCAGUGUAUGUGCAUACGGAUCGUCUCUUGACGAGAGGUCUGUGUGGGAUGAUAAUAUGAUUGUUCAUAUGUACAUAUUUAACAAAAUGGUAAUAACAUUGCCACUAAUUUUUCCACACUAGAUGUACAACAUAUUCUGCUUGCUUGUAUCCAUAGAAACAGUAACAGGGUGAAUGUAGGCCAGACACAUUUGCAGUGGUGGUUUGAGUUCAGUCCGUUGCCCGUCUAAACUGGGCUUGUUUUGUUUGUUUUUCCCAUGUCACAUUCUUCUGUUGAUACAGUGAUUCUGAGAGCUUUGUAAAGAA
Chanos chanos (milkfish) is the source of this 2646-nucleotide messenger RNA. It is a transcript of the gene tmed4, whose product is annotated as transmembrane p24 trafficking protein 4. The transcript has 5 exons. Bases 22 to 684 code for a protein of 220 amino acids. NCBI's taxonomy places the organism in Eukaryota, Metazoa, Chordata, Actinopteri, Gonorynchiformes, Chanidae. The record is from RefSeq and is a predicted model, not a curated record.